GCCGCCGCCCUCUCGGCUCCCAGGGGCGCGGAGGUGGUCUCCCUUCGCGCUUCGGGCCACGCGCGGUUUCCCGCUCCGAGAUUGCCGCGGGGCUGUCGGAGGCCCCGGACGGUGCUGGGGCGCAGCCGGCGCCGCCCUCCGCGCUCCCUACCAGUAGGCCGAUUCGGGUGGUCGCAUCCGGUGGGGAAAUGGUCGUGCUUUCGGUGCCCGCCGAAGUCACUGUGAUCCUGUUAGAUAUCGAAGGUACCACAACCCCGAUUGCUUUCGUGAAGGACAUUUUAUUUCCUUACAUCAAAGAAAAUGUUAAAGAGUAUCUGCAGACACAUUGGGAAGAAGAGGAGUGCCAGGAGGAUGUCGGUCUUUUGAGGAGACAGGCUGAAGAGGACUCCCACCUGGAAGGGGCUGUCCCAAUCCCUGCUGUGUCUGACAAUGGGGCGGCUGACCUGCAACAGGUGAUCCAGGCCGUGGUGGAUAAUGUGUGCUGGCAGAUGUCUCUGGACCGAAAGACCACGGCGCUGAAGCAGCUGCAGGGCCACAUAUGGAGGGCAGCGUUCACAGCGGGGCGCAUGAAGGCAGAGUUCUUUGAAGAUGUAGUUCCAGCAGUCAGGAAAUGGAGAGAGGCCGGAAUGAAGGUGUAUAUCUAUUCUUCAGGGAGUGUAGAGGCACAGAAACUCUUAUUUGGGCAUUCUACAGAGGGAGAUAUUCUUGAGCUUUUUGAUGGUCACUUUGAUACCAAGAUUGGACACAAAGUGGAGAGUGAGAGUUAUCGAAAGAUUGCAGACAGCAUUGGGUGCUCGACCAACAACAUCUUGUUUCUGACAGACGUAACUCUAGAGGCCAGUGCUGCGGAGGAAGCGGAUGUGCACGUAGCCGUGGUGGUGAGACCUGGUAACGCGGGCUUAACGGAUGAUGAGAAGACCUACUACAGCCUCAUCACCUCCUUCAGCGAACUGGACCUGCCUGCCUCACCCUAGGCGCUUCAAAGGACCUCAGAGGAAGACCAGACUGUCUCCACAGAGUUGUCCCUGUAGUCUAGUUUUAUUCUAAUGGUGAAAGUAACUUACUUAAAGAAAUACAUAGAUAGACACACGUAUGUAUGCAAGCAUAUAUAUGUGUAUGUUCAAAUUACCUUUCACAGGCGAUUAAGUGGAAAAAAAAUCUGUUCCUUAUUUAAAGAUGCUUUAUAUGUAGACAUUGUUUGAAACCACAACUUUAACCUUUAUUGAGGGCAAAAUAUACUGGAUAGAAGAAAUUGCUACAAUACAGAUCAAAUGUGUUAUGUUUAUCAAGUUGUGCACAAAAAUGGAAAGGUAGGUUUGAGAAGUUAUUCAGAAGCCUUGUUGUUUUAAAAACUGGAAGUAUUCUAAAAACUUAUUCUUAAUAAUCAUCCUCCCUAUAUACAAAAGACAAAGCUGUUUGUUUCUGCUCCAAAAGAGAGCAAAAUUGGGAAAGGAAACUCAUUUGAGUCUUGAUUAAUAAAGUGUCACUUAAGAAACUUGCUAAUCAUCGUGGCACUCACAGCAAGCAGUUGCCUUACCAAUGAAAAUGGUGCAUUGAUGCAACAGCUAAAAUAGAAAUGUGGUUCUUAAUGUUUAACAAAACUGUCCUAAUCCUGCCAGUUGUUGUCAUUAUAGAUUUUAUAGUCACCUUUCUAACUACUUAGCACAGUUUGAGAAUAUAUGUUAAUUGCUAUUUACUAUUAAAGAAAGGUUUACUGAAAUCACUCCAUAAAACCUAGAAGAGCCCUAAUGUGUAAUAUUUUCCUCUGAAAUAGAUGUGAGAAAUGUAAAUUUUAUAAUAGCAUUAUUUAUCCUGGUUCAGUUCUGAUGGGAUGUCAUGUCAAUUUCAUGUUGUGAUUAAUAAAAACAUUUUCUUCUUCACUCAGUUUUAUGUAGGUCCCUAAACUAUACCACAUAGUGCCAUAAGCAAAAGAGAAAGUAAAGAGAGAUUGAAAAAUGAG
Equus quagga is the source of this 1960-nucleotide messenger RNA. RefSeq names its product enolase-phosphatase 1 (gene ENOPH1). Gene Ontology annotation, molecular function: magnesium ion binding; acireductone synthase activity. The transcript is spliced from 6 exons. NCBI's taxonomy places the organism in Eukaryota, Metazoa, Chordata, Mammalia, Perissodactyla, Equidae. The record is from RefSeq and is a predicted model, not a curated record. The coding region runs from base 189 to 974 and encodes 261 amino acids.